This is a messenger RNA of Chelonus insularis, 794 nucleotides long. Its product is annotated as calcium load-activated calcium channel. NCBI's taxonomy places the organism in Eukaryota, Metazoa, Arthropoda, Insecta, Hymenoptera, Braconidae. Gene Ontology annotation, molecular function: calcium channel activity. The coding region runs from base 187 to 738 and encodes 183 amino acids. The record is from RefSeq and is a predicted model, not a curated record. Gene Ontology annotation, cellular component: endoplasmic reticulum membrane; cytoplasm; endoplasmic reticulum. The transcript has 4 exons. Gene Ontology annotation, biological process: endoplasmic reticulum calcium ion homeostasis.
AUUGACAUGACAGUUGGAACAAUUUGUAGAUAAAGGCUAAGUAUGUAUGUACGGCUGCAUACUUACACGUUGAAAUUCCGCAUUUAGAGCGUGUCAUGGUGACGUUGACCAAAAUAAGUUAUUUUUUAUGAUUUUAAAAUAUAAUUUGUUGUAAAAAUAUAGUGAUUUAAUUAAUUAUUUCGUAACAUGUGGGCUGAUACUGUCUUAAUUGUAUUUAUUAGUAUCUGUACAGCUUUAUUAGGAGAAGGUUUAACAUGGUUAAUGGUGUAUAGAACUGAAAAAUAUCAAAAAUUGAAAGCUGAAGUGGAAAAACAAAGUAAAAAAUUGGAAAAACGUAAAGAAGCUCAUGGCGAUUCUCUGGAUAAACAGCAAAAAAAGAAAAUCGAACGUGAAGAAGAACGUUUGAAAAAUAAUAAUCGUGAUUUAUCUUUAGUAAAAAUGAAAUCAAUGUUCGCAAUUGGAUUUGCAUUCACUGCUCUUCUUAGUAUGUUUAAUAGUAUAUUUGAUGGUAAAAUUGUUGCGAGAUUGCCAUUUAUUCCAAUUACAUGGAUCCAAGGUUUGUCACACAGAAAUCUUUCUGGUGAUGAUUACACAGAGUGUUCAUUCAUUUUUUUGUAUAUUUUGUGCACAAUGAGUAUUAGACAGAACAUUCAAAAAUUGCUAGGAUUUGCUCCAUCAAGAACAGCUAGUAAACAAAGUGGAAGUAUUUUUGGACCACCGCCUCAACAAUUCAAAUGAAAAUAUUUACAGCUAAAUAAAAAUUUCACUACGUUCUUUUUUUAGUGUCAUUUAAA